AUGACUUUGAAGCCUGGGAGGGCAAAAGGUUAUGCUAGCAAGAUGACAUGUAAACUGGGUCUGAUGGCACAGGAUUGUGAUCCCAGUUAUGUGAGGUGCUGUGACGACUCAACAUUAAAGGUCAUGGAUGGAGAUGGAUUUGAGAUGCAGCCACAAGAACCAAACUCAUUCUGUCCUGCAAUAGUGGAUGAUGCGUGCAAACUGGAUCAUGGUGGUCCCAUUAGACUGAACAUGGACAUGGAACCAGAAGUCAGUUCUUGUAAAGUAGAUGACACUUGCCCUGAAGUCAUGAAGAUGUCCACAUUAAAAUCUGACGGUGGAAUGGAUGACUUAGGUUUUGCUGAAAUUACCGAUGAAGGAUAUAUAGAUGUGAUUGCAGGAGAGGAAGAUGCUGCAGCUGUAGCAUCUUCUGCUAUACAUGAACAGCAAGUGGGUGACAAUGAAGUGAAAGCCCUGAUGCCAGUCACAUGGACAGCAGCUUACAGUGAUGUCUCUGAUGGAUCUGAAAACCAGAUUCCUGGAGCAGGUACCCUCUUGCCUGUAGAUGAGUGUGGUGGCCAAGAUCGACUCGCUAAACAAAACCCAGGGAAAAGGAAGAGAGAUGAUUCCCAGCAACAGCAAAUGGAAUAUGGGUCUGCUGACUCUUCUAACUUGAAAACACCUCCAAAGUCUAAGCCCGGCAAAGAGAUGCCAUUUAAGGGUGACAUUUAUCUUGUGACUUCCCCAGAUACCAGAGAAGCAAGGCAACAUGGCUUUAUCAACCCAGGAAGCAAAAGACACCAGUGUUGGUAUUGUGACCACAGGAGCUCAAGCUCAGGUGAUUUGAAGAGACAUAUAAUUUCAGUUCACACCAAGGAGUAUCCUCAUAAGUGUGACAUGUGUGGUAAAGGUUUUCACAGGCCUUCCGAACUCAAGAAACAUGCCGCUGUCCACAUGGAUGAAAAAAUGCAUCAGUGUAGACAUUGUGACUUCAAGAUUUCAGAUCCAUUUCUGCUAAGUAGCCACAUUCUGUCAGUUCAUGCCAAGGAUCCUCCCUUUAGAUGUAAGAGGUGCCGAAAGGGAUUUCAACAACAGGAUGAGCUUGAAAAGCACAUGAACACACACAGUGGUCGGAAAGUGUUUCAGUGUGAGCACUGUGAGUACAGGUCUGCUGACUCUUCUAACUUGAAAACACAUCCAAAGUCUAAGCCCAGCAAAGAGAUGCCAUCUAAGGGUGACAUUUAUCUUCUGACUUCCCCAGAUACUAGAGAAGCACAGCAACAUGGCUUUAUCAACCCAGGAAGCAAAAGACACCAGUGUUGGUAUUGUGACCACAGGAGCUCAAGCUCAGGUGAUCUGAAGAGACAUAUAAUUUCAGUUCACACCAAGGAGUACCCCUAUAAGUGUGAAAUGUGUGGUAAAGGUUUUCACAGGCCUUCCGAACUCAAGAAACAUGCCACUGUCCACACAGAUGAAAAAAUGCAUCAGUGUAGACAUUGUGACUUCAAGAUUUCAGAUCCAUUUCUGCUAAGUAGCCACAUUCUGUCAGUUCACGCCAAGGAUCCUCCCUUUAGAUGUAAGAGGUGCCGAAAGGGAUUUCAACAACAGGAUGAGCUUGAAAAGCACAUGAAUACACACAGUGGUCGGAAAGUGUUUCAGUGUGAGCACUGUGAGUACAGCACCACAGAUGCCUCAGGCUUUAAACGGCAUGUUAUCUCCAUUCAUACAAAAGACUACCCUCACCGCUGUGAGUACUGCAAGAAAGGAUUUCGAAGACCCUCUGAAAAGAACCAGCACAUACGGCGACAUACUGGCAGGGAGGGCUAUCAGCACUUGUUCUGGGAAUAUGGGUCUGCUGACUCUUCUAACUUGAAAACACCUCCAAAGUCUAAGCCCGGCAAAGAGAAGCCAUUUAAGGAUGACAUUUAUCUUCUGACUUCCCCAGAUACCAGAGAAGCAAGGCAACAUGGCUUUAUCAACCCAGGAAGCAAAAGACACCAGUGUUGGUAUUGUGACCACAGGAGCUCAAGCUCAGGUGAUUUGAAGAGACAUAUAAUUUCAGUUCACACCAAGGAGUAUCCCCAUAAGUGUGACAUGUGUGGUAAAGGUUUUCACAGGCCUUCCGAACUCAAGAAACAUGCCGCUGUCCACAUGGAUGAAAAAAUGCAUCAGUGUAGACAUUGUGACUUCAAGAUUUCAGAUCCAUUUCUGCUAAGUAGCCACAUUCUGUCAGUUCAUGCCAAGGAUCCUCCCUUUAGAUGUAAGAGGUGCCGAAAGGGAUUUCAACAACAGGAUGAGCUUGAAAAGCACAUGAACACACACAGUGGUCGGAAAGUGUUUCAGUGUGAGCACUGUGAGUACAGCACCACAGAUGCCUCAGGCUUUAAACGGCAUGUUAUCUCCAUUCAUACAAAAGACUACCCUCACCGCUGUGAGUACUGCAAGAAAGGAUUUCGAAGACCCUCUGAAAAGAACCAGCACAUACGGCGACACCAUACAGAUGAGAGCUUGUCCUCACAGUGUGUCCACGGAUCUUUAUAA
Dipodomys spectabilis (banner-tailed kangaroo rat) is the source of this 2520-nucleotide messenger RNA. RefSeq names its product zinc finger X-chromosomal protein-like. The coding region runs from base 1 to 2520 and encodes 839 amino acids. The record is from RefSeq and is a predicted model, not a curated record. Gene Ontology annotation, cellular component: nucleus. Gene Ontology annotation, biological process: regulation of DNA-templated transcription. The transcript has 9 exons. NCBI's taxonomy places the organism in Eukaryota, Metazoa, Chordata, Mammalia, Rodentia, Heteromyidae. Gene Ontology annotation, molecular function: metal ion binding; DNA binding.